AUGCGCGAUACGGCGCUGACUGAGACUUUGACCGAGAGUGGUUUGUUUGUCUAUAAAUUCAAAAAUUUAAAGGUUAGAUAUUUUGCAUGUAUAAUUCUGUUUAAAUUACUUUGAAUUGACUUUUGAAAAUUUCAAUCAAUUAAAUAAUUUAAUAUUUAAAUAAUUUAAUAAUCAUUAAUAAUUGAAUCAAAGGUGGGUGUAACAGUGUGAGCAACAACAAACAAAAAAGAAGCGUAUCGAGUAAUCUUUAUAAUAGCUGCUGCUGAACUAAUAAUACUCACCUCUCAGAUAAUAUGUUGUCUCCUAAGGAAAGUGGAAAUUUGAUAGCAAAAAAAUCUGAAUUAGUUUCAAUCAAUCAACAAGGAAUUUCAUCUUUGUCACAGCAGAUUUUUGCUGCAUUGAAGGAUGGCACGCUUUCCAUUUCAAAUCUGCUGUCACAAGGCAGUUUUCCAGUCGGCUUAACUGAAGAAAAACUUGUCAACUGGUUGUUUGUUGUGGACACGCUCAACUUCUGCUUCUGGCCAAUAAACGGAGGCAAUUGGGAAGUGAACGCGAAAGGUCAAGUCCAUACCGGCUACUUUGCUCUGUGUGCUGCUCUGGAUGUUUCCAAUGAUAGUGAAGUUGACAUGACUAAUCCAGCUUACUAUUCACAAAUGAAUCUUAACGAUUUGCAAAAACUUUUGCAAAUUGAUUAUGAUCCUCUGUUGAAACAGAGACUUGAUGCUCUUCAUCAGGUUGGCAAUAUGCUUUUAGAAAACUACAACGGAUCAUUCGCCAACUGUGUGAAGGAGUGUGACAAAUCUGCACAAAAGCUUUUGCAGUUGAUUGUGACCAAGUUUCCCUGUUUCAAUGAUGUCGCCGAAUAUAAGGGCCUUAAAGUAUCAUUCUACAAGAGAGCUCAAAUUCUGAUUGCUGAUUUAUGGACUACAUUCGAUAGGAAGAGCUACGGUGAAUUUCACGAUAUCGAUACGAUAACAAUGUUUGCUGAUUACAGAGUACCUCAGGUUCUAGUUCAUUUCGGCGUCCUUGAGUACAAAAAGAAGCUGAAAGAUAUCCUUAACGAAGGUCAGUUUCAACUCUUUUGUACAGAUUGUUUACAAACUCCCUACCAAUGCUCUAGGGCAUUGUUCCUGGGUAACAAACAUAUCUAAUUAUCAUAUUUUAAAUGUCCGGAAGUCGUCAGUUAACCAUUUUGCUUUUUUCACUUAUUUUUACCCCUAAAAAUGGUUGACAUACGAAAUUGAAACUUUGCACAAUCAUUUAUAACGACUAGACAAAGCUACAAAAAAAUUAUGAUAAUUUUUCAAAUUCAUAAAACAAAGUGGCGGACAUUUAAAAUGUUGUUUCUUAAAUAACUCAGAAACCGCGGUUUUACAAAUAAUUACAAGAAUAACUUUUUCAGUAAAUUUAAUUACCUAUCGAUUUGUACAUGAUUUUUUAAGAUUGAACUAAUAUUAACUGAGAUAUGGCAGCUUUAGUGAUAGGUGACCGUUGGGGAGGGAUAGGUGACCGUUGCAUUGCAUGCCAAGGCAUGCGGCUAAAGUCUGCCACAACAAUCCAACAGUCUCCUUCUGCUUUGCAUGCCAUUUGUAACCUAUUUUAGAUUAUAUCAAACAAUAAUUAUUACAUAACCCUCUCGGUCUUGACAUAAGUUUAGAAUAACUGUAAUUUAUUUCACUUGAGAAGAGAAAAUUUAGGUAGAGAUUUGUUAACAAUAUGAUUUUAUUUACAUUAAUACAGAAACUUAAUACAUUCUGAAAGAAAAUAAAAAUACAAAGAAAAAAGAAUACAAUUAGCAGAUGUUGGAAUGGAAAACAUAGCCAAACUUCAAAUAAUUUGCUCGGAUACAUGCUCUGGAAAUUGAGUUGGUGGGUAGAAUUGUGGAGGCUGGGGCCGUCAUUCAAGAGGAAAAUGCAAACAUUUUCCAGUCAAUGAAAAACUGUUUCAGGGCAUGUAUCCGAGCAGGUGGAAGGCAUUUCGAGCAAAUUAUUUGAAGUUUGGCUGAGUUUUCCAACCAUAUUUCCAUCAUAAUUUUUUGUAGCUUUGUCUAGUUUUUAUAAAUGAUUGUGUAAAGUUUCAAGUUCGUAUGUUUAACCAUUAUUUAGAAAAAAAUUAUAAAUGAAAAAGCAAAAUGGCCGCUGUGAGAGUAACUGAAGACUUCCGGACAAUUUAAAAAUUAUAUUUAGAUACGUUUCUCACCCAGGAAUAAUGCCCUAGAGUAUUAGUAGGGAGUUCGUAAACACAAUGUAUAUUCAUUUUAUCAUAGUAUUAUCGUAAUCUUAUCUUUGUUGAACAUAUAUGCGUUCAAAAAUCACUUUCCGGUAAUUCGGAACCCACCUAAAACUGCUCAUCCUAUCGCCUCCACCACCUCCUUAUCCCAUAAUUUCUAUCUCACACACACAUGAAGCUUGAUUUUAAAUCACACUCGACAAAAGUAAAAAGUUAUUGAAACGGUAUUAGUGAACUAUGAAAGUUUCCGUCAAACUCAAUACCCAAUAGAAUGAAAAAGCAUAGUUAAAUUUAAGAAAAGUUCUUUGAUUGAUCAAAAAGUUUAUCGAGAAAGUGAUUGAUAUUCAAUCUCAUUCUAUUGAAUUGAAAAAUUAUUUGAUCUUAAGUAAACAUUUUUAUUCAGUUUAUUGAUAGCAGUAAUUUUGUGUGAAAUUAUGGACCACUUAGGUACUGUAUUGAGUCGAUGCCCGGUUUCUCCAAGCUCAGUCAAAAGACAUUUGAACAUGAUCAAGCCGAGUACUCUUUACAAGUGUGCAUUGUAAUAUUAUCGAUAGUAACUACACUAUCGCCAUAGAAAUAAUAUGUUCCAGUGUACUUGUUGUAAACCGUGCCUGAGUUGACCAUGUUCAAAUGUCUUGACCGAGAUUGGAGAAACCGAACAUAAGUACAUCAACUGUAUUCCUGUCUUU
Molecule: messenger RNA, 2918 nt
Organism: Nilaparvata lugens (brown planthopper)
Lineage: Eukaryota; Metazoa; Arthropoda; Insecta; Hemiptera; Delphacidae
Product: queuosine salvage protein
Exons: 7
Coding region: 294-1151 (285 amino acids)
Source: RefSeq, a predicted model, not a curated record